This is a messenger RNA of Ectocarpus sp. CCAP 1310/34, 1020 nucleotides long. The record is from the annotation of a GenBank genome assembly. Lineage: Eukaryota; Phaeophyceae; Ectocarpales; Ectocarpaceae.
AUGGCCUUCAUCGAGUACAACACCAUCACCAAGGCAUAUGCUGAGCCCAGCCCCGUUACCGGCGAGGGCGGCCUCAGGGAAGAGUACAGCCCGGGAGACCUUGGGUUCGACCCCCUCAACCUCAAGCCCAAGGACCAGGCGGGCCUGGAGAAGAUGCAGACCAAGGAGCUUAACAACGGGCGCCUCGCCAUGAUCGGCAUCGCCGGCAUGUUGGUGCAGGAGCUGGUCAACCCGGCCGACAUCCUCGGCUAAACGGAAUGGGAGGAAUGGGGUCGGCUUUGCGACGAAGCCUGACCGUAAAUCGAUCUGUACAUAGAAGGGAGACAACGCAACAAGCGUGCCGCGUACUGCUGCGUUGCAUACGUGUUCGUUCCUUGAGAGAAAGAAUUGAUGGGUGUAAGCACUGCACUGGUAUGAGAACAAGGAAAGAACGGAUGCACGUGUGUCUGUUGGAUGUCGUUUUUAUUUUCAGUACAAAGUGACCCUCCACAUGUAACGAACCCUGGAUGGAUUUCGUCUGGUUUUUUAGGCUGACGUGGCGACUUGCAUGGGUUCAUUUCGUGUAUUUCGUUGCUCAAAGAAGGCACAUGAUGCUUCCUUGGAACACACCUGUAGUUAGAAACGUUAUUUACUCGUGCAGUCGUUGAUGGCUCAUCCUGCGUUUUCACCGUAAAAGAACGGGGUCCCGAAGGCGUAGGGUGUGUUAUCUGAACGGAUGCUUUUGACAACGUGCCAGCAGACGUGCGAGAUUUUCUUUAGUCGUAUGGGACUAGCUGGUCUGUUGAGGGGUCGUUGCGGCGGUUGCUGAAGGCAAAGUGGUUUUGGCGGGCACGGGGUAGAGUUAACGUUGUUAUGGCACACGCUCAGACACUAAGCCUGGUCUCCCCUGGACCCCUCCGGAAAACAUUAUAAUAAGCCAGAAACCGCACGCAAUGAUAUCGCUGAUUUCCGAGAACCAGUGUUUCCCGAAGGCCAAUCCUCGGCUCACCUGUGCCACAUACCCGUCAUCUGCUGGUUAAU